AUGAGGUCCAGCCUCUCGCUGCUGUGCUCUCUGCUGCUCAUCUCGCACACGUCCGCGGCCAUCAUCACUGGGGCCUGUGAGCGGGACUCCCAGUGCGGCGGAGGCAUGUGCUGCGCAGUCAGCCUGUGGAUCAGGAGCCUGCGUAUGUGUACCCCCAUGGGGCAGGAGGGGGAGGACUGUCAUCCCCUGAGCCACAAAGUGCCCUUCUUCGGCAAAAGACUUCACCACACGUGUCCCUGUUUACCAAACCUGGCGUGCGUCACGACGGAGGAGGGCAAAUCCAAGUGUUUGCCCCUGUACAAGUACCAAGACUACUACCUGUAA
Scleropages formosus (Asian bonytongue) is the source of this 324-nucleotide messenger RNA. RefSeq names its product prokineticin 2 (gene prok2). NCBI's taxonomy places the organism in Eukaryota, Metazoa, Chordata, Actinopteri, Osteoglossiformes, Osteoglossidae. The transcript has 3 exons. The record is from RefSeq and is a predicted model, not a curated record. Bases 1 to 324 code for a protein of 107 amino acids. Gene Ontology annotation, biological process: endothelial cell proliferation.